GGAAGAAAAAUUUAGACCAGAAAACCAUUUCUUUUCAGAUAUGCUUGUAAAAUUUGAUGUUUGAUUCUUGUCGAAUAUAGUCAUUUGCUGUGCAUUGAUGCUUUUUUUUGUUCGAUCAUCGAUGCCUGGAAAGGGAUUUGUUGAUGCGUUUAAGAACUUCCCCAAAAUAAUUUGUUGUUUGGUAUUCUGUAAACCGUCGCCAUUUUGUCGUUACUGCAAAUCUUUUGCGACUACGGUGAAAUACCCAGAGGCAGCAGUGUCAAGCUGCAGCUGACGACGCUAGGGGGCAGAGGUGGUGGUGGCAUUUGACGCGACGCGACAGAGAGAGAGAGGGAGAGAGAGAGAGAGAGAGGUGUGGGAAUGGAGGCGCUAGGUUGGUGGUUGAUGCUGGUGGGGUCUCUUCGCCUCGCCUCCGUCUGGUUCGGCUACUUCGACAUCUGGGCUCUCCGCCUCGCCGUCUACUCCAAAUCCUCCCUUACCGAAGUGCACGGAAGGACAUUUGGAGUGUGGACACUUUUGACUUGCACACUUUGCUUCCUCUGCGCAUUUAAUCUAGAGAACAAGCCUCUCUACCUUGCCACGUUUCUUUCUUUUAUUUACGCGCUGGGCCAUUUCGUCAGUGAGUACUUGAUAUAUGAAACCAUGGCAAUCACAAACCUUACGACAGUUGGUUUCUUUGCUGGUACAUCGAUCCUUUGGAUGAUCAUCAGGUGGAAUGCUCAUAAACCUCAAGCAAUGAAGCAGGAAUAAACCAUGUCAUUGUUUUGUAUAUGCAGAGAGGACUAGCCUAGCUGAUAUCUGUUGAGUGGUCUACUGUCACAAACCUUUUGUCUCUCUGGUUACUCUGCUACCCUUUACCUCAUGUUUGUUUGUUAAGCAUAUGAAAGAUUGUCCUGUCAAUGCACUUGAAAUACGGGUCUCUUUGUUCGA
This is a messenger RNA of Nymphaea colorata (pocket water lily), 930 nucleotides long. RefSeq names its product ergosterol biosynthetic protein 28. Gene Ontology annotation, molecular function: protein-macromolecule adaptor activity. The record is from RefSeq and is a predicted model, not a curated record. The transcript is spliced from 3 exons. Bases 361 to 750 code for a protein of 129 amino acids. Gene Ontology annotation, cellular component: membrane; endoplasmic reticulum. NCBI's taxonomy places the organism in Eukaryota, Viridiplantae, Streptophyta, Magnoliopsida, Nymphaeales, Nymphaeaceae.